Messenger RNA from Quercus robur (English oak), 1055 nucleotides. Its product is annotated as cyclin-dependent kinase inhibitor 5-like. Gene Ontology annotation, molecular function: cyclin-dependent protein serine/threonine kinase inhibitor activity. The record is from RefSeq and is a predicted model, not a curated record. Gene Ontology annotation, biological process: negative regulation of cyclin-dependent protein serine/threonine kinase activity. The transcript is spliced from 3 exons. Bases 90 to 692 code for a protein of 200 amino acids. Gene Ontology annotation, cellular component: nucleus. Lineage: Eukaryota; Viridiplantae; Streptophyta; Magnoliopsida; Fagales; Fagaceae.
UACCUAAAAAGACCCCUUCCUUCCGGCCUUCUCUAUCUCGUGUCUCAAACCUAACUCUGUUUAUUUAAUUUUCUCCAUUGGGAGAGAAAAUGGGAAAGUAUAUGAAGAAAUCGAAGGAAGGUGAGGUGGCGGUGGUGAUGGAGGUGUCCUCCAUUGGUAUAUGUACAAGAAGGAGAGCCAAAAGUUUAGUAGCAGCCCAGAAACCUCAAAAACCUAUAUCUAAAUCUGACUCCUCUUCUCUCUCCUACCUUCAGCUCCGCAGCCGCCGCCUCCACAAACCACCUCCUUUACUCCUUACUACUACUACUACUCCUUCAAAACCAAAACCAAAACCAAAACCCCACACCAUUUCCAUUUCCAAUUCCACCCUUUUUGAUUCUUCUUCCUUUGGAGAUAAUUAUUUGGACUUUGAUGCCAGUCCCAGACACAGGAGUAGCAGCAGGGAGAGCACGCCCUGUAGUCUGAUAAGGGACGCGGAUUCUAUAGGAAUCACCCCGGGUUCAACGACCAGUCGAACUUCUACUGAAACUAACCGAAGAGUUAGGAACAUCCCAACAACACAGGAGAUGGAAGAGUUCUUUGCCCGUGCCGAGCUGGAACAUCAGAGAAUAUUUAUUGACAAGUACAACUUUGAUUUUGUGAGUGAUUUGCCCCUCCCAGGACGGUACGAAUGGGUGCAGAUAAUUCCCUAAGCCGAGUUCGUUUAAUUGGAUUUAUGGUGGAGCAUUGCAAGUGCAGGGAAGUGCAUGUAAAGUAACUAGCACUAAGACAUACGAUUUUAGUUAUCGGUAACAUAACCAGAGCUUAUGAAUUACACACUAACCAACUUAGAAAACCAAAAAUCCCUCCUUCAAGAGGAGGAAUCAUUGGAGAGGAGAUUGGGUAGGGUAGUUAUCGGUUUUGGAUAGAUUCAUCAAGUGUAAUUUUUAAGCAGUAUGUCUAAUUAACUAGAUUUUCAUUUCCAGUAUUUUCUUAAUAUUUCAGUUUUGUCUAUAUUUAGGUGAGGAUGAACAAUCAACUGUGUCUCUUUGGAAAUAAAUCAACUCUUCUCUUUA